Gossypium raimondii (Peruvian cotton) is the source of this 2459-nucleotide messenger RNA. RefSeq names its product probable protein phosphatase 2C 73. Gene Ontology annotation, biological process: protein dephosphorylation. Gene Ontology annotation, molecular function: protein serine/threonine phosphatase activity. Lineage: Eukaryota; Viridiplantae; Streptophyta; Magnoliopsida; Malvales; Malvaceae. Bases 1308 to 2375 code for a protein of 355 amino acids. The transcript is spliced from 5 exons. The record is from RefSeq and is a predicted model, not a curated record.
CGAAAAAGGGCAGGGCAAAAAAAAUGUUGUCGGAUAAGGAAGGCAAAGAAGGAAGUCUGGGUUUUUAACUUUAACGUUCUUAGAACAGAAAAAUGGAAGUGCUUGUGCUUGCUACUUUGCAUCUACAAAGCUUGCUGCUUCUUUUGUUUCUUUAUUCUUCUUCACAGAUAAGAAUUGGAGCUUAAAAAUCCAGAACCAAACGAAGGAAUUUUUCUUUCUUUUUAAGUAUGCCCAUCUUUUCUCAUCCCUCUCCAUCUUCUACCUCUCAGUUUCUUAGCUUUUCUCGUAAAGAUCAAGUCAUCACAUUCUGGUUGCUUGCAUUAGCUUCCCAGUCUAAUUACAGCUUCUCUUUUCCAUUUUUCUGGGUUUGAUCUUGGUGCAUUUUUUCUGUCUGGUUGGACUGGCUUUUGUUUGAUUGCUGAGAAAGUGAAAGAAAAGCCUGGUUUCUGGAUUUGUGAGAGAGAGAGAGAGAGAGAGAGAGAGAGAAGGAAACUAUGAUCAAAUCUUAGUACUCGACAUUAAUUUAUAGGUAUCAUCAGAGAAAAACUAGUACUACGAUUUAAUGUGCAAAUUUUAAAGUCGUGUUACCCCAGUAACUUUGCACGUUAAAUUUUAUUUUUCUUUGAUUUUCUGGAAAAUCGAAAAUAUAUCAUAUUAUCUAAGGAAAAACAGAAAGCUCUUCCUUUCAGUUUUUGCCUUUACCAUAAAGGGAAAUUUCAACUAACUUGAUGUUCUAGUGAACUCUAGAUUUCCCUUUUUUUUUUACUUUUCAAGUGGCCACUCACCUGUCCUUGAACAUACUACAACUUUGCAAUUUCUGGUUUGCCCUUUUGUUCCCAUUAUCCUCUCUCAGCAACCAAACAGACCUGUUGAUGGGGUAUAGCCAGCUAAGCCUCAAGUAUUGAGUUUAUCUAUUUACUAGCCGGCACUUGUUUAGCCUCUUUCAAAUUUCUAUUAGAGUUCCAUGUCAUGAUGAAUAUUCUCUGUAAAGUGUUUCACAUUAACAACAGGUUCUAAUUUUUUUACUGUUAUUAAAUUGUUAGAUUCCUACCUUUCUGAGUCGGAUUAUGUCUUUUCUUGGCUAACUGUAUUACUCAAGUUCAAUGUUCUUUUUACCUUCUACCUACUAUGUCUGGAGCAAGGGUUUAAAGAAAACAAAAACUAGAAAAAGAAAGUAUUCCCAAGGCUUCUUUUACUUGUCUGUAACUUUAUGUCACUAUUUAUUUGUUUUCCGUGGGCAGACUUUGGAUCUACAAUAAGGAAAGCAGGCUCUUUUUUUUUCUGUUUUUGGUAGUGGGUAUUGAAUAAUGAGGCAAUUUUCUUCCAUGUUCAAUGGGUUAGCAAGGUCAAUAAGAGGGAAAAAUUCAGGGAAUGGUGAUGGAAAAGAAGCUGCUGAGGCAAUGGCAAGGGAUGCAAAGAAAAAUGACCUGAUUUUGAGGUCUUCUGGUUCUGUAAAUGUCGAUGGUUCCAACAAUUUGGCCUCAGUUUUCUCCAAGAGAGGCAGGAAAGGAGUGAACCAGGAUUGUGCCAUUGUAUGGGAGGAAUUUGGAUGUCAAGCAGACAUGUUGUUUUGCGGCAUAUUUGAUGGGCAUGGUCCAUGGGGUCAUUUUGUAGCCAAAAAGGUUCGAGAAUCAAUGCCUUCAUCGCUGCUUUGCAAUUGGCAAGAAACUCUAGCUCAGGCAUCCCUCGACCCGGAGAUCGAUUUAGAGUCUGAUAAAAAGCAUCAGAGGUUUCAUAUAUGGAAGCAUUCGUAUCUGAGGACUUGUGCAGCAGUUGAUCACGAGCUGGAGCAGCAUAGGAAGAUCGAUUCCUUUUACAGUGGAACAACUGCCUUAACAAUUGUCAGACAGGGUGACCUCAUAUAUGUAGCCAACAUUGGUGAUUCUCGGGCUGUUCUGGCUACAACAUCAGAUGAUGGAAACUUGGUUCCCCUUCAGCUUACCGUCGAUUUCAAGCCGAAUUUACCUCAGGAGGCCGAGCGAAUAGUUCAGUGCAAAGGUCGAGUUUUCUGCCUGCAUGAUGAGCCAGGGGUGCACAGGGUUUGGCUACCUGAUGAGGAGUCACCAGGGCUGGCGAUGUCGAGAGCUUUCGGGGACUACUGCAUAAAAGAUUACGGUCUUAUUUCGGUUCCAGAAGUCACACAAAGACAUAUAACCUGCAGAGACCAAUUCGUGGUGCUGGCUACCGACGGGGUAUGGGAUGUUGUAUCCAAUCAGGAAGCAGUUCAAAUAGUAUCUUCGACACCGGACAAGCAGAAAGCAGCUAAGCAGCUAGUGGAGUAUGCAGUCCGGGCUUGGAAAAAGAAGAGGAAGGACAUUGCAAUGGAUGAUAUUUCAGCCAUCUGCCUCUUCUUCCACUCUUCUCCCUUAUCUUAGCAUGAAAUUAAUAUUGUUAGAACUUCAAAAUGCUGUCAUGUAUUGUAUUAAUUUCCAAGUUCAAUGUAGUUUAUCAUGUCCAUA